Messenger RNA from Umbelopsis ramanniana AG, 2343 nucleotides. RefSeq lists its product as uncharacterized. The record is from RefSeq and is a predicted model, not a curated record. The transcript is spliced from 4 exons. The coding region runs from base 81 to 2198 and encodes 705 amino acids. Gene Ontology annotation, molecular function: guanyl-nucleotide exchange factor activity. Gene Ontology annotation, biological process: regulation of ARF protein signal transduction. NCBI's taxonomy places the organism in Eukaryota, Fungi, Mucoromycota, Umbelopsidomycetes, Umbelopsidales, Umbelopsidaceae.
ACAGAGCUCUAGAGGCAUUCGCAAAACAUUACCAUGAAUGCAAUCCUGAUUUAGCUGAAUCGUACGAUUCAGCGUACGCUAUGGCUUUUUCCAUCCUACUGCUUCACACAGAUGCACAUAACAAGAAUGUGAAGCGCAAGAUGACCCGCGAUACGUUCAUCAUGAGAACUCGAUUGAUAGAAGGAGGAGAGAAUAUACCCGCAGAGAUUUUAGACGUUAUAUAUGAUAACAUUGUUAAUUGCGAGUUCCAGUACGCACAGCCCAUGGACCCUAUUCAAGAACGACAAUUAACCAAAGCUGCAGAUACCCGAGGGCAAACCUCGUGGCUCCCCAAGCUAGCUAAGCCAGAUGGACCGAGCAACCAGAUACCUGUCAACAAUGACUUGGAAGCUCAACUGGAGAGGCUAUUGCCUUCCGAUAAUCCAUAUGACUUCAAAGGCAGUUACUUUGACAUUGAUGCUCUUAGGCGAGCAUUUUCGCGCGCACCUUCGUUCACGUUGAGUGGAGUCAAGACCAAGCAAUCAAGCCCUCUUUCCGAUGGCCAGAGCAACAAAACUUCCAACGACUCGUCUUCUAUUUAUUCAAAAGUCACCAGUGUCUACAAGGAUGCGGGAUACAUGGUUCGAGUUGCGCAAGCCGGCGUUCUCGAUCGAAAAUAUGAACUCAUGCAAGGAGGCAAGCGAGCCAAUGUACGCGGAUGGCGAACCUUUGGUAUGAUCCUCAGUGGUAGUCAGCUCAUCUUCUUUGCCGACAUUUCUGCUUUCCUGGAUUGGUUCGACAUACCCAGAAGUGAAUCUUAUUUAUCAGAUAGGGCAAGUGUCAGCUUACCGGCGACCCCCACCAUCGAAAUACUAAACAGCACAGCACCGCCAAGUCCUGGUCAAGCAACUCCUCCUGAGCGAACGUCUUCACCUAUGCUUCGUUCCAGUACAUCUUUUGCCUCGUUCGCCCCUUCCAUCUCGACCACAUCUUCAUCCAUACCAUCAUCGUAUCUCAGACCGGUGCAGAUCAUAUCGCUCACUGAUUCUGUAUGCUUUUGCGAUCAGCAAUAUACCAAGUAUCCCAAUGCAUUCCGACUUCAUACAGGUGAUGGACAGCAAUUCAUUUUUAGAGCAGAAAACGAACAAGAAAUGUACGACUGGAUGGGUAAACUGAAUUAUGCCGCCAGUAUGAAGUCCACUGGAAUCCGAAUGACUAGUUCUCAUAACGGCAGUUCAAGGCAUAGUCGGCAUGAAGAUGUUAUUCGACGGCAAGAGCUGGUACACGCAAAAAUGGCAGAUCUCUCGGUUGGCAUUGACAAUCUUUCAAGGAGGAUCGAACAAGACCUCUAUUUUCGGCGCAAUUUGAUGGUGCUUGUUCCACUUCAAAAAUCUACUCGAGAAAAGAUCCUUCAAUAUGCAGAAACAACCAGCAGUCGAUUGCAAGCUUGUCGGUUACGGUACACCAAAUUGGAGUGCUAUAGAACCAUUUUAGAAAAGGAGCUCCGAAGCAUACGGGAAAGUGAGAUGAUUCGCAAGAUGGUGGGUGUGUCUCUGCAACGAACCCCUUCCACCGAUAGCGAAAGCCACGAAAUGCGAAACCGAAUGAGAAGGAGUUACUCAGCUUCACCUGGUUACCAGCGACAAUCGUAUGAUGCCAAUCACCCUGGUGGACCUAAAGUGCCUGCCCGUGGGUCCAGUUUGAUAGGUAUCCCCAAAGGAUUUUUCCUGGAAGGAAGUGAAGAGAAACUGAGAGACGAUCAAGCGUAUGAACGGCAAUCUCAUGAAAGCGAUAUCUCCAUUGGUAGUGUGAAUGAUAUGGAGAAAGACAAUGAGAAAAUAAGGCUGGUGAUUACGGAGCCUCCCAAAUUACCCGAUGCAAAACACGACGCGGAAACCCUCCGUCAGCGUAGCUAUAGCAAUGACGAGGUGACGAAAAACAAGAGUAUGUGGGAUUGGACCAGUAAACUUCGGGCGUUUGGAGGCUCGCAACAGCAAGAGGACAAACCCAUUCCUGUGCCUGCUGUUCAAGCUCUCAAGCAAACCAAGCUUAUGCGCCGUCGUAGUAGAAGUCACCCCACCAUGCCUGCUGGCAGAGAACAGGAUAAACCCUUAUUGCAAACCAAACCUGAAACAUCGAGACAAAGGAGCAAUUCCGAGUUAUCUUCUGUAGGAGAUGAGGAGGAACUUUGUGUCGAUGGACCUACUUCUUGGGAAUAACGGACGGCUUGGCGGGACUGGCAGGGCCAUCAUGCAAGCGACCCCAUUACUUGUGCAUUUUUUGUUUUUCAGCUGAAUGGACAUUAUUUAAUUUUUUUUUUUUUCUUUCUAAAAAAUAAAUAAUAGUGUAUUGAUUAUAUCAACA